AUGGCGUCGUCGAGGGUGAUGGCGUCGUCGUCGUCGUCGUCUAAGCCGCCGUCGCACACGGCGUCGGAUCUCGCGCGCUUCGCGCAGGCCGCGGGGAGGCCCGGCGGCGGGGGCGGCAGCGGGAUGGGGUCCAUGAACGUGGAGGAGCUGCUCCGCGGCAUCUACGGUGACGCCCGCACGUCGGCGCCCGUUCGGCCGGCGUCGCCCGUUAUCCCGCCCGUGGCGGCGCCGCGGCAGCAGGCGGCCCCGCGGCGGACGGCGGACGAGGUGUGGAGGGAGAUCACCGGCGGCAGCGGCGGGGAGGAGGAGGCGGCCCCGGCCACGGCUGGCGGGGCCGGGGAGAUGACGCUGGAGGACUUCCUGGCGAGGGAGGAGGGCGCCGCCGUCAGGGGCCCCGGCCCUUCCGCGGCGCCGGAGGAGCAGGCGGCGAUGCCGACGAUGGCGCUUCUCGGCGGGGCGGAGGGCGCGCGGGGCGGCGGGAGGGGGAGGAAGCGGCAGCUCAUGGACCCCAUGGACCGCGCCGCGAUGCAGCGGCAGAAGCGGAUGAUCAAGAACCGCGAGUCCGCGGCGAGGUCGCGAGAGAGGAAGCAGGCCUACAUAGCCGAGCUCGAGUCUUUGGUCACGCAGCUCGAAGAGGAGAACGCCCACCUGUCCAAAGAGCAGGAGGAGACAAACCAGAGGCGGCUUAAAGAGCUCAAGGAAAAAGUGACUCCAGUCAUCAUUGCAAAAACGCCGUCGCAAGAUCUUAGAAGAACAAACUCAAUGGAGUGGUAG
Molecule: messenger RNA, 774 nt
Organism: Triticum turgidum subsp. durum (durum wheat)
Lineage: Eukaryota; Viridiplantae; Streptophyta; Magnoliopsida; Poales; Poaceae
Source: the annotation of a GenBank genome assembly